CCCAUCAAUCCUCAAUAUCUAAGCGCUCUCACUUCCAUAAUUUUCAUCACAAAUGCAUCACAAAACUUACUUCCUACACCCCCUUUCAUUCUCAUGGCCAAUCUCAAAUGCAUACUCACAACUCUUUUCUUUGUCUUCCUCAUGACAAUCUCUCACACUUCUUCUUCUUCAUCACAUUCUUCCAAUAACAACAACCAAGAGAUCCAAUCUCAAAGCCCUUCCUCAACAAUCCCUUCUACAAUAUCAAACUACCACCAAGUGUUCUACCUCAAGAACACCGACAGCACUCCAAUGUUUUUGAGAAAACAAGAACGUGUCAAGAACAGGAGAAUGAACAGAAAUAAGAACAUGAAACAGAGGAAACAGAGAAAACAGAGGAAGAAAAUGGUCAAGAACAUGAUGCAGUCGUCACGACCUUUUUCUGUUAUGCUUCCAAAGGGUUUUGUUCCUCCUUCAGGUUCUUCACCUUGUCAUAAUAAUCAACCCAAUUCGGUGUCGUUUCACUGCCAUCUCACUAAUACAGAACCUUGAUUAUGUUCUUCACUUCUUCACAAUGUUUAUUAUUAUAUACAUAUAUGUAUUAAUUAAUUAUACAUGCAUGCAACAGAAGCAAUUUACAGUGAAAGAAUUAUGAGGAAAGAAUGUUCCACAUUUGGUUAUUACUCGAUCGUCUUGAUCUUUCUUGCAUUAUUUAAUUUGUAU
Messenger RNA from Cicer arietinum (chickpea), 702 nucleotides. NCBI's taxonomy places the organism in Eukaryota, Viridiplantae, Streptophyta, Magnoliopsida, Fabales, Fabaceae. The record is from RefSeq and is a predicted model, not a curated record.